Messenger RNA from Ascochyta rabiei, 693 nucleotides. RefSeq names its product putative 26S proteasome regulatory subunit. Gene Ontology annotation, cellular component: nucleus; cytoplasm. Bases 1 to 693 code for a protein of 230 amino acids. The record is from RefSeq and is a predicted model, not a curated record. The transcript has 4 exons. Lineage: Eukaryota; Fungi; Ascomycota; Dothideomycetes; Pleosporales; Didymellaceae. Gene Ontology annotation, biological process: proteasome regulatory particle assembly. Gene Ontology annotation, molecular function: protein binding.
AUGGACGAUAUUCACGCGCCUACCGUCUCUUCAGGGCCAACAUCUGGAGGCUACACAAAUGGAGUGCCAAAGGAGCAGCUCUCGCUGCAGGAGCUCAUUGCAGAGAGGGGCAGGGUUGAGACAGAGCUCAAAGCCCUGGGGCAAGUCCUGGAUUCGCAUGGUGUCAACAUGAGCACUGGCCUUACCACUUUCGAUGGCUUCCCUCGCAGUGACAUCGAUGUCCCUCAGAUACGAACGACUCGAGCGCGCAUAAUACGGCUCAAGAACGACUACAAAGACCUCAUGUCACGCAUUGAGAAGGGCCUGCACGAGCACCAUGCGCGACUCGCGGAGCAGGCACAGAGCAGCCCCGCUGCAACACGCCAGGCACAGGCAGGACAUGGUGCAUCCCCAGCGACUCUAGAGGCGCCCUUCGCGAAGGUCAAUAGUGUGGUAGCGGGUAGCCCGGCUGAUGAGGCCGGCCUGCAAGUGGGCGACAGCAUAACCAAGUUUGGCUGGGUGGACUGGACAAACCAUGAGAGAUUGGGGCGAGUAGCUGAGGCUGUGUCGCAAAAUGAGGGAAUUCCGAUUACAGUCAAAGCCCUGAGGCCUAGCAGCUCAGGUGGCCCAUCGGAGACUGUACAGAUGCAGCUUACACCGCGAAGGGAUUGGGGAGGACGAGGCUUGUUGGGUUGCCAUUUGCUGCCCUUGUAA